GGGCGCUCCAUGCUGAUGUGUCCGGGAGGCGUGGCUUAGGGGAGCUGCUACUCCCUACGCCCAUACCUCGGAGGCGGUGGCUGUGGAAGACUUAGCUCUGCAGGACCAUGGCGGUGUCGGCCAGGUCUGUGCGGAGCCCUCCCAGCUCAGAUAAAGUACAGAAAGGCAAGGCUGGACAGACCUUAAAGUCCACUCAGGCCAGCUGCAUGGUGAAACUCGUGGGUUUUGAGUGGACAGAUGUAUCCAGCUGGGGGAGCCUUGUGACCCUGCUGAAUCGACCAACGGAUCCUGCAAGCUUGGGUGUCUUCCGUUUUCUCUUUGGGCUGUUGAUGGUACUGGACAUUCCCCAGGAGCGGGGGCUCAGCUCCCUGGACCGAAGAUACCUGGAUGGGCUAGACGUGUGCCGCUUCCCCUUGCUGAAUGCCCUGCAACCACUGCCACUUGAUUGGAUGUAUCUUGUCUAUACCAUCAUGUUUCUAGGGGCACUGGGCAUGAUGCUGGGCCUGUGCUACCGGAUAAGCUGUGUGUUAUUCCUGCUGCCAUACUGGUAUGUGUUUCUCCUGGACAAGACAUCGUGGAACAACCACUCCUAUCUGUAUGGUUUAUUGGCUUUUCAGCUGACAUUCAUGGAUGCAAACCACUACUGGUCUGUGGAUGGCCUGCUGAAUGCCCGAAAGCGGAAUGCCCACGUGCCCCUUUGGAACUAUGCUGUGCUGCGUGGCCAGAUUUUCAUUGUGUACUUCAUCGCGGGUGUGAAAAAGCUGGAUGCAGACUGGGUGGAGGGCUAUUCCAUGGAGCACCUGUCCCGGCACUGGCUCUUCAGUCCCUUCAAACUGAUACUGUCCGAGGAGAUGACGAGUCUGCUAGUGGUGCACUGGUGUGGACUGCUACUUGACCUCUCAGCUGGUUUCCUGCUCUUCUUCGAUGCUUCAAGAUCCAUUGGCCUCCUCUUUGUGACCUACUUCCACUGCAUGAAUUCGCAGCUUUUCAGCAUUGGUAUGUUCCCCUAUGUCAUGCUGGCUAGCAGCCCUCUCUUCUGCUCCCCUGAGUGGCCUCGGAAGCUGGUGUCUAACUGCCCCAAAAGGCUGCAAGAACUACUGCCCCUCAAGGCUGCCCCUCAGCCCAGUGCUUCCUGCAUGUAUAAGAGGAACCGGGCCAAAGGUGGCGAGAAGCCGGGCCUGCGCCAUCAGCUAGGUGCUGCCUUCACCCUGCUCUACCUCCUGGAGCAGCUUUUCCUGCCCUAUUCCCAUUUCCUCACCCAGGGCUAUAACAAUUGGACAAAUGGGCUAUAUGGCUAUUCUUGGGACAUGAUGGUGCACUCCCGUUCCCACCAGCACGUGAAGAUCACCUACCGUGAUGGCCGCACUGGCGAGCUGGGCUACCUUAACCCUGGGGUAUUCACACAGAGCCGGCGAUGGAAGGAUCACGCGGACAUGCUGAAGCAAUAUGCCACUUGCCUGAGCCGCCUGCUUCCCAAGUACAAUGUUACUGAGCCCCAGAUCUACUUUGAUAUUUGGGUCUCCAUCAAUGACCGCUUCCAGCAGAGGAUUUUUGACCCUCGUGUGGACAUUGUGCAGGCUGCCUGGUCCCCCUUCCAGCGUACAUCGUGGCUGCAGCCACUUUUGAUGGAUCUCUCCCCUUGGAGGGCCAAGUUACAGGAAAUCAAGAGCAGCUUGGAUAACCACACUGAGGUGGUCUUCAUUGCAGAUUUCCCUGGGCUGCACCUAGAGAAUUUUGUGAGUGAAGACCUGGGCAACACUAGCAUCCAGCUGCUGCAGGGGGAGGUUACUGUGGAGCUGGUGGCAGAACAGAAGAACCAGACUCUUCAGGAGGGAGAAAAAAUGCAGUUGCCUGCUGGUGAAUACCAUAAGGUGUACACAAUAUCACCCAGUCCUUCGUGUUACAUGUACAUCUAUGUCAACACUACGGAGCUUACAUUGGAGCAAGACCUGGCAUAUCUGCAAGAAUUGAAAGAGAAGGUGGAGAAUGGAAGUGAAACGGGGCCUCUACCUCCAGAGCUGCAACCUCUGCUGGAAGGAGAAGUAAAAGGAGGUCCUGAGCCAACACCUCUGGUUCAGACCUUUCUUAAACGCCAGCAAAGACUCCAGGAAAUUGAACGCCGGCGAAAAACCCCUUUCCAUGAGCGAUUCUUCCGCUUCUUGCUGCGAAAGCUCUACAUUUUUCGCCGCAGCUUCCUGAUGACUUGUAUCUCACUUCGAAAUCUGGCAUUAGGCCGCCCGUCCCUGGAGCAACUGGCCCAAGAGGUGACUUAUGCAAACUUGCGACCCUUUGAGCCAGUUGGAGAGUCUAGUCCUUCCAACACAGAUUCUUCAAAUUCUGAUCCUCCUGAACUGAAUUCUGACCAUACCCACUCAGAGUUCUAAAGGGGCCAGACAUUGGGUACAGAUGUGGGAGCAGCCAGUUACAGGACCAUUACCUGUGCAGUGGAAAUUUGAAAAAAUCCUUAUAGGCAUUUGAUAUACUGUAACGAAAAUAGUAGCUAAUUAUUUUCAAGUGCUUGUUAUGUGCUAGGCACUGUGUGAAGCACUGUGCCUGUUAUUACAUUUAGUCCUUAAUGGUCACUAUUUUACAAUUGAAGACACUGAGGUUGACAAGUAAUAUUUGUUCAAACAUAAACCUAGCAAGGGUUGGAUUGAUGGCUUGAACCUCCUGUCUGACUUAAGGUUUUGCACCCUGCCUCUUGUAAUUUUCAGAAUCACAAUAAUUCUGAAGUAACGUAGCUUAAAACUUGUUUUCUUAAGUAUUAGGAUGGUGAUCAUGUUCGAAAUGCACACAGAGCAAUUUUCUAUCUAUACAGCUGGUAAGUUUUUCACUAGCAAUUGUGAGAGUAGUUACAAUAGCAGAAUUAAACCAAUAAGGAAAUUUAGAUGACUGGUAGUAGUAGUUUCCUAAAACUAAGCUGAUUAUUUAGCAUUAUUCUAUCAUUUAGUGAGAAAGUAAUGUGAAGUAUUAACCGCACUUGGUGAGGUAUUAGGGAAUGUCUGGUCACUUUGUAGGUUUGUAUAUACAAGGAUGAUCAUGGAAACUAAUCAGUUCUGUGAAAAUUCAAGGCCUGGCACCAGGCUAGGAAGUGAGAAUGCAUAGACUUAAAAACAAAACUCAGUUUUGUAACAGAGAUUAGUAUAGUAGUAAAUUGGCAAUCCCAGUAACUUUGCUAAAGGGUUGCAUCUAUUUUCAUGCUUCUCUUAUGGCCAACCCCACCUUACCUGCUUGGACAGUGACCUCAUUCCCUGGCAGUUUUUCCACUGUACACACUUGGCAUGAAUAGGUCUAUUCCAUGGUUUCAAGUGGUGCUGCUUAGAUUUCUUUCCUGUGCCCUAGACCUAUACCUAUUUCCCCCUGGAUGUCCCACAGAGCUAUCAAAGCAGAACUUACCUUCAUCCCAAACUCAAGACCUACUCCUUUAUUAGUGAAUGACAACUGUGUCUUGACCGAGCCAUUUGAGUCAUUGGCCUUAAAUCUUUUCCUUGCAUUUCUUUUAACGUCAAGUCCUAGCAAUUCUCUUAUUUCUUAAAUUUUUCAUCUCUACUGUGUGUUCUUUCAGCCUUUGUAUUAGAAUCCAGUUAGGGAGACCAGAGCAGGGCUACAAUGUGGUUAUGCAGUUGGGGCAUGAAUAAGGGCACCCCACUGAGGCCAUGUGGGGCCUGGCACUAAGCUCUGAUUCAUACAAGCAUUGUAUGCAACGGCUGUGCCAGUGUACCUUGAGCAGUUAGUAAGAAUGGUGUGGGGGAAACACUGGUUUUAAUCUUUUUGCACAUCUCUCCAUGACAGUAUACCUCAGCAUGAUGUUAUGUCCUUUGCUAACUUGGUUCCCUAACCUUCAGCUAACCUUGGUUCCCUAACCACCAUCACCCUCUUUGGUAAGAAUAGCUCCUCACUGUGAGGGGACUUUUGCAUAAGCACUUUUAAUGUAGACAAGGAUGCUGCAACUCCCAAAUUGUUAGUAUACCAACAGUGACUCAUUUUCCCAAUGAAGAUACUGGGAUGGGAUGAAGAGGACGUAUGGUCAAUCUUAAUACUGGUCUAAGUUGUUCAAGGGAGUAAAUUAGAUUUUGUGCAAGGGCAGCUGUUUUGGGAAUAAGGUAUCAAUGUCCUUUUGGCUGGAAUACUUUUUAGUAUUUUCAUUGUGUGCCCAGCAUUUUGGUCUUUUGUCACAUAUUCCUAAUUGUAAUCACCUUCACCGUCUCAUGGUCAUACAUUCCUGUUUGUAACCACCUUCACCGUUUCAUGCCUUUGCUCCUAUCCUCCCUGGGUUAGUGCUCCUCCACCUCCCUAGCUCUAAAAUUAUCUCCCCCCCCCCUUCCCCCAGUAUAUGAUAAAGGACACUACUUAGGUAUCUUCCUAGCAAAUAUUGAACCUAACUACAAGGCAGUUACUUCUCUGGUGCUGCCCCACCAGGUUACAGGCAUCCAGACAUCCUCAGAUCACUUUAUUCAGUGAACUUAAUCUAACUUUAGACCAUAAUGCACUGAUUGACAUCUACAAACUUUACAUCCUGGAGCUUUUCUGUGUCAUGAAAGCCAAAGUUCUCAAGUUCCUGAACAAGUUAGAAAAGCUCCAUUGAUACCAAGAUAUAACUUGGCCUCCCCUCCAUUUCUAAAUCCUUAAGCCUCCAGGGAAACAGGUAUAAAGCAAGCAUUCCUUGGAUCUCACAUCUGCAGAUCAAAGCAUCAGCAUGCUAGCUGGCUCCUGUCUGUACUUUUUAGCUCCUAGACUCAAGAUAGUUAAAACUAUGUGGAUUAAUUUUCUGUAAACUGCUACAAAUACAGAUCAACCUUUUGGAAAUUUGUAUCUCCACUGUUAACUUUAAAUUUUAGUUCAUUUAUUAUCACUUUAGAUGGCAAGGUGAUUCCUGUUUAAGAACUUUUCUGAUUGUAAUGUGUGAACAUGUAAUUGCAGCCUUUUACACUUAUUUAUAAAGGGAUUAAUACUUAAAAGGUAUGCUAAUUUUUCACAUUAGUCAAGCUGAAAUGUAGUGGGUUGAAAUUUUCAAGACUGGCCCUGACCAUGGUCCCACGAGGCAAAAGGUCACCAGUUUGAUUCUGGGUCAGGGCACAUGCCUAGGUUGCAGGUUGUGUGUGUGCCAGGGCAUGAAAGGCAACCAAUCGAUGCUCCCCCACCCCCUUCCCAACUGUCUAAAAAUAAAGUUUGACUAACAGUACCACUUUCAUAAAUACAGGUAUAUCCCUUUCCAUGUUUGCAUUAAGCCACUUCACUUUCACAAAAGACAUACAUUAGUACCCAUUUGGGCUAACUGAAGGAAUCCUAUGAGGCCGUUUUUUGGUCGUGUGGUCCCCCUCCCACCCAUUUAAGUUACAGUCUUCUGCUUUUCUUCCCUUUUUCAAUUUAAAAUGGGGGAAGCCUGUAUUCUAUUAGUGGUCUUUACCCCCUUUAUCUUAGGUAAUUUGAAACCCUGGCAAUUUAAAUUAUGGCUAUUGCAGUAAGGAGACACAUGAAAUGGGCUACCACUCCAUUGGCUGAAAAAGGCAACACUUGAGAAACCAAAAUCAAAUCUUAAGGGAUAAGAUUUUCAAGCCUAUUAAAUAAAUGCCUGUAGUUAGGGUUGAGAUGAUUGCCCAGAACAAUUGAUUACAGUUAUGAUUAAUCAGGGUUCAAGAUUAUGUUUUCAGAUCAUAUUCAUACCAAAACACUUUAAAAUAAUGGACACAGUUAAGGUAGAACCUAGCAUUUAUUUAGAUCUUCAUUAAACUGUUGGAAUUGAGAACCAGACAUACGUAAUAAACCUCCAAAAAUAGAUCCUGAAAGGCACUUUCUGCUUAGAGCAAGCAGUCAUGGAAUAAGCAUGUAAACAAGCUGGCUUCUCUGUACCACACCAGCCAAGUCAGCUUUCUCCAUGGCCAGCUGCACCAGCUCUGCCCUCCCUUGUUAACACCAGCCAGAACCCCUGUAGGUCUAACCCAAGGUUUUUCUGUAGGACACCUUGGCCUACCUGGGAAUGCUGGAAACAUUAAAGGAAUCAUGGUGUUGAGGAAAAAAAAAAUCUUUUAAAAGCUGCCAUCUGAGGUGAUGGCUUCUCUGUACUUACGCCAUACCCCAGAAUACAA
This is a messenger RNA of Phyllostomus discolor (pale spear-nosed bat), 6086 nucleotides long. RefSeq names its product gamma-glutamyl carboxylase (gene GGCX). Gene Ontology annotation, biological process: peptidyl-glutamic acid carboxylation. NCBI's taxonomy places the organism in Eukaryota, Metazoa, Chordata, Mammalia, Chiroptera, Phyllostomidae. The record is from RefSeq and is a predicted model, not a curated record. Bases 108 to 2384 code for a protein of 758 amino acids. Gene Ontology annotation, molecular function: vitamin binding; gamma-glutamyl carboxylase activity. The transcript is spliced from 15 exons.